CGACGGUGGAGUUACCAAAAUGGAAAAGAGACGGUUAAACUUACAGUGAAGGCCGUCCUUUUCUUACCACAAAAUACACCUAAUCUAUGCGUACACCUAUACGGACAAGUCUGGGUCAAAUCAGAGGCUGUUACGUGUAGCUUUCUCUCUUUCCAUUUCCUUUAUAAAUUAUCCCUCCGAAUUCAAGACUCAAGAGUUCACAACGACUUGUUCUAAUAUUUCAAAAUUCUCGACUCCUUUCUUGUUCACAAUUUAAUUGCUGUUCCGAGCUCAAUUCUGUUAUUAUAUCAGUGCGGAUUCUGUGUGGGUUGGAUUGAUUGCUCUGGGACUUGUUUGGGAUCAAAAUAAGAAAAGAUUUUAUUGGGUUUUCAGUUUUGGUGUAUGGGGGAUUUGGGUUUGCUUUUAAUUGUAUAUACUUGUUAUCGAAUUGUGACAAUUGAAAGAAUUCAGAUGUAUUAGAAGCUUAAUUUUGAAGCUUUAUUAUAUCUGGAUAUCAUCUUUCUCUGUGACUUACUGUUAGUUUCAAUCUUAAUUGUUCUAUUUGAUUUAUUUAUUGUUCAAUUGGUGACUGUAAAGAAUAGAUCUACCGUUUUUACAGCUAUAGAGAGCUGGAUUUUUCAAAUUUCAACCUUCUGUGUUUCUAAAUUUGAAAAUUAUAUUAAUUUAAGCUAAAAAGGCCUAAUUUUCAGUCCAUAGACUCAUCAAGUUCAUUUCCAAGUCUUGCAAAUAUCACAGAUAUUGUUGGAGUGUACUGAAUAAUUGAAGUCUUGAGAUUUUGUGAAAUUUGGUUGUUGAAAGAUGACAAUUGGAAAUAACUUACCGAAAGAGAAAAAAUCCAGGAGGAGCAAACAACCUGUUGAUGAGAACGCUCCUUUGUUGCCUACAAAGCAGGAGGAAGAUGGUGGUUUUGAUGAAUUUAAUGGAGCUUCCUUUACUGGGGCAGUGUUUAAUUUAUCAACUACCAUUGUUGGAGCUGGAAUCAUGGCCUUGCCUGCUACCAUGAAAGUGCUAGGUCUUGGUCUUGGGAUUGCUUUGAUCAUCUUUAUGGCCAUAUUGACAGAGGCUUCAAUCGAGUUGUUGCUUAGGUUCAGUAGGGCAGGGAAAUCUGUUUCUUAUGGUGGUCUUAUGGGGGAAGCAUUUGGAAGGUGUGGGAAGAGUUUGUUGCAAGUUUGUGUUUUAGUCAACAACGUUGGUGUACUCAUUGUGUACAUGAUUAUCAUUGGUGAUGUGCUGUCUGGAACAUCUUCAAGUGGAGUUCACCAUUAUGGUGUUCUUGAAGGAUGGUUUGGAGAUCACUGGUGGAAUGGGCGUACUUUUAUUCUUCUUAUUGUGACGCUGGGCAUUUUUUCUCCAUUGGCAUGCUUUAAGCGAAUAGAUUCUUUAAAAUUCACAUCUGCCUUAUCAGUUGCAUUUGCUGUUGUGUUUCUUGUAAUCACUGUGGGCAUUUCAAUUGUGAAGUUGAUCAGUGGCGGGAUACAGAUGCCCAGAUUACUGCCUGAUGUAACUGAUUUGACAUCUGUCUUUAAGCUCUUCACUGUAGUUCCUGUUCUGGUCACAGCAUACAUCUGCCACUACAAUGUUCACAGCAUAGAUAAUGAACUUGAGGACUCUACACAGAUUAAAGGAGUUGUGCGUACAUCACUUGCUUUGUGCUCAACUGUGUACAUAACGACAAGUUUCUUUGGGUUCCUUCUAUUUGGUGACAAUACUCUUGAUGAUGUGCUUGCCAACUUUGACACUGACCUUGGCAUUCCCUAUAGCUCCCUGCUUAAUGAUGCGGUUCGUGUUAGUUACGCUGCUCACCUCAUGCUUGUUUUUCCUAUUGUCUUCUAUCCAUUGCGGCUCAACAUGGAUGGCCUCCUCUUUCCCUCAUCAAGGCCUCUAGCUUCGUCUAAUGUUAGGUUUGCACUGAUCACUGCUGGGCUCAUCACUGUUAUCUUUUUGGGUGCAAAUUUCAUCCCCAGCAUCUGGGACGCUUUUCAAUUCACUGGAGCAACUGCUGCUGUUUGCAUUGGUUUCAUUUUUCCUGCUGCCAUUACUCUCAGGGAUCGUCACCACAUAGCAACAAAGAAGGACAAGAUUCUGAGUGUUUUCAUGAUUGUGCUUGCUGUGUUCUCAAAUUUAGUGGCCAUAUACAGUGACGCCUAUUCCUUGUUUAAAAAGAAUCCAUCACCACGCGAGUGAUCUAUCAUCUUACUCCUCAGAACCAAGUGGACCGAGAGGUAUGGUCAUAUUUCCAAUGGGACAUUGACAUGGGCAAAAUCCCUUUAGAAAAUCCAGGUUUUCUAUGGAGGUUCAUUGAAACUGUAAUUUAAUAAGAACUCUCUUCCUGAUGUAUAAAGUUAGUUUGUUAAAAGGAGUGUGUGGAAGUCUGUAUACCCUCCUAUUGGGUUGGUUGAUGCUUGAUAAUGGAUUUGGUUUGUUGUUUGUAGAAGAAGUAGAAAUGUAUAAUAAAAUGUUUCUUUUGCUCU
Pistacia vera is the source of this 2471-nucleotide messenger RNA. Its product is annotated as amino acid transporter AVT6A-like. Lineage: Eukaryota; Viridiplantae; Streptophyta; Magnoliopsida; Sapindales; Anacardiaceae. The transcript has 6 exons. The record is from RefSeq and is a predicted model, not a curated record. Gene Ontology annotation, biological process: amino acid transmembrane transport. Bases 799 to 2184 code for a protein of 461 amino acids. Gene Ontology annotation, molecular function: amino acid transmembrane transporter activity.